Carcharodon carcharias (great white shark) is the source of this 4344-nucleotide messenger RNA. It is a transcript of the gene kif2a, whose product is annotated as kinesin family member 2A. Gene Ontology annotation, biological process: microtubule-based movement. Bases 155 to 2317 code for a protein of 720 amino acids. NCBI's taxonomy places the organism in Eukaryota, Metazoa, Chordata, Chondrichthyes, Lamniformes, Lamnidae. The transcript has 21 exons. Gene Ontology annotation, molecular function: microtubule motor activity; microtubule binding; ATP binding. The record is from RefSeq and is a predicted model, not a curated record.
UAGUGCUGGUAUUGCUCUUGUCUCUCGCUGCCCGGUAACUGUGGAGAGCGAAUAACGAGGAAGUGUCGGUAAACUUGAAGGGGAAAAAAAAAUCAACGACUAAAUAUAUUUCUACCAACGGUUAUAUCGUGCGACGAAUGGUAGCGGAUAAAGUAUGGCAGUCAAUUUUGGAAAAGUCCAAAUCGGGAUUUAUGUCGAAAUCAAACGGAGCGAUGGACGGAUACAUCAGGCUAUGGUGACAUCAUUAAAUGAGGAUAACGAAAGUGCUACUGUGGAAUGGAUUGAAAAUGGAGAUACAAAAGGAAAAGAGAUUGACCUUGAAAGCGUUUUUGCACUAAACCCAGACCUUGCACCUGAUGAGGAAAUUGAGCCAAGCCCUGAAACACCGCCGCCUCCAACACCCUCCAUCAAAACUAACAAGAUAGUAAAGAAUCGCCGAACUGUGGCUGCUAAGAAUGAAACUCCUGCCAAAGAUAACCGAGUUGCAUCAACCCGAUCAAGACCGAGUCAGCUUCCAGAGCAUUCUUCAGCUACUCAUCAGAAUGGCAGCAUUUCUGAUAUCUCUCCAGCCCAGCCUGGAAAAAAAGAUUUUGCACCACCAUCACGCAGAAAAUCAAAUUGCGUGAAAGAGGUUGAAAAACUCCAGGAAAAGCGUGAAAAGCGGCGAAUACAGCAACAAGAGAUGAGAGAAAAAAGAGCUCAGUAUGUCACUUAUGCACCAGGUGAUUGGCAGCGGUCGAUUCAUUAUAUUCAGAUGGACGUUGACUCUACAAAUCCAAACUGGGAAAUUAUGUGCAUGAUAAGAGAAUUUAGAUCAAGUCUUGACUAUCGACCUCUUACAGCUGCUGAUCCAAUCGAUGAGCAACGAAUAUGUGUUUGUGUAAGAAAACGACCGCUAAACAAAAAAGAAAACGCAAUCAGGGAUCUUGAUGUAAUCACAAUUCCCAGUAAGGAUGUUGUAAUGGUUCAUGAACCAAAACAAAAAGUGGAUUUAACAAAGUACUUAGAAAACCAAACUUUUCGUUUUGACUAUGCCUUUGAUGAAACUGCUACUAAUGAAAUGGUUUACAGGUUUACAGCUAGACCUCUGGUGGAGACGAUAUUUGACAGAGGAAUGGCAACUUGCUUUGCGUAUGGUCAGACUGGAAGUGGAAAAACACAUACGAUGGGUGGUGACUUCACAGGGAAAAAUCAGGAUUGUUCUAAAGGAAUAUAUGCACUAGCAGCUCGGGAUGUUUUUCUAAUGUUAAAGAAGCCAAAUUACAGAAAAAUAGAACUCCAAGUGUUUGCAACAUUUUUUGAAAUUUACAGUGGUAAGGUAUUUGACUUGCUGAACAGAAAAACUAAGCUUAGGGUGCUGGAGGAUGGGAAACAACAAGUUCAGGUGGUUGGGCUUUCUGAACGUGAUGUUAAAUGCACAGAAGAUGUUUUGAAAUUAAUUGAAGCUGGCAAUAGUUGCAGAACAUCUGGUCAGACUUCUGCAAAUGCUCACUCUUCAAGAAGCCAUGCAGUGUUCCAGAUUAUUCUUCGCAGAAAAGGGAAAAUGCAUGGAAAGUUUUCUUUAAUUGAUCUGGCAGGAAAUGAGAGGGGAGCAGACACUUCCAGUGCAGAUCGUCAGACACGGCUUGAAGGUGCUGAGAUUAACAAGAGUCUUUUAGCACUCAAGGAAUGUAUCCGAGCCUUAGGUCGAAACAAACCUCAUACCCCAUUCAGAGCAAGUAAACUUACUCAAGUGCUACGAGACUCUUUUAUAGGAGAGAACUCUAGAACUUGUAUGAUUGCCACUAUCUCCCCAGGAAUGGGUUCAUGUGAGAACACACUAAAUACACUUAGAUAUGCAAACAGAGUGAAAGAGUUAAUUGUGGAUCAAAAUGGUCCAGGAGAAGGGCGGGCCAAUAUCCUUGUACCAAAUCAGCUUGAUGCUUUAGAGGCACAGUGGGGACUUGGAAGCUCUCCCCAGCGAGAUGAUCUGAAACUCCUCUGUGAACAAAAUGAGGAGGAGGUUUCACCUCAGCUGUUCACUUUCCAUGAAGCAGUGUCUCAGAUGGUGGAAAUGGAAGAACAGGUCGUAGAAGACCACAGGGCAAUAUUCCAGGAAUCUAUUCGGUGGCUAGAGGAUGAAAAAGCACUUUUGGAGAUGACUGAAGAAGUAGAUUAUGAUGUCGAUGCAUACUCCACACAGCUGGAAGCGAUCUUAGACCAGAAGGUUGAAAUUCUAACAGAACUGAGAGAUAAAGUAAAAGCCUUUCGUACAGCUCUACAGGAGGAAGAACAGGCUAGUAAGCAGAUCAAUCCCAAACGGCCACGAGCUAUUUAAAUGACAGAUACAUGCUAAGGAUUAACUGAUUCACUAAAUCCUUAUUACUGAAACUUCCUUACUAAUGUCUGCUGUGGUCACCAGAGCCCAAUCACUGGAACGCUAAGAACUUUUGGAACUACAUCAGUUGAAGCUCUCUAUUAUUUGACUUUGAAUAAUUUUUCUUCUGAACACACUCCCAUGGUAUUACUACUAAACAAAUGCUUCUAAUCCAACAGCACAAAUUCACAGGGUUAGGACUUUAUGAAGUACUUCAUUUGAAAGUUUUUGGGCUUUGCCAAGAAGCUUUGGGAAGAAAACCCUUGCCAACUUUUUUUUUAAAUAACUGUGGAGAUUAUGCUUUUAGAUACUCUGUAUUUUUUAUUUUAUUUCUAAAUUGAUGUGGUUACAUUUUGUUGUCAUAGCUGGCUGUUCAGCUUUGAAGAGUGUUUGUAUGCAUGCACAACCCAUUUGUGGUGUGAAGUAACUUCCCAUAGACCAGACUGAGCUUAUCCCUGUUUUCUCUGUGCCAGAGGCUGAAGGCCCCAAACCAGCAGGUGUCCUCAAACCAACAGGUGCCCCAACAUUAGGCAUAGCUGUUACUUAAUAAAAAUGCAUUCCUUGUUUCCUGUGUGAAUUAAUUUAUUGUGCUAUGUAUUUUUCUGUUGUAGUUGUGUGUUUGAGCCAUUCUUUGUCUAGUUUGUUCUAUUAUCUCACAAAAUACGUGCCAUAUCAUCAAUGUAUUUAAAAUGGCAGUUGGUCUGAAACAUCUUGAGAUGGUACACAAUACAGGUUAACAUUCCACAUAUAUAGUUUAUCAAUGAAGUCUUGAGUGUAGCUGUUUUGCAGUGUACACUGAAUUGUUUAAAUUACUGUAAAGUGCUUUAUAGCAUCUCAUUUUAACAGCUAUAAAAGAGUAUUGAAACUAAGGUAAAAUGAACUGUUGAGAGAGGUUGUAUUUCAAGCAACGUCAGGACAUGCACUAGGUGUAAUGGUUAUUUCUAAAUUAAAGAAUAGGAUUCAAUUUCAAAGUUUCCUCAUUACAAGGUUUUAAUUUGAGAGGUUACUUUUACUAAAAAAGAGUUAUUAAAAUAUAGAUUUAAAUGGUGAUUACUAAUGUGUUAAGACACAUGUUUUGGAGCACUGGUAACUCAAAGCUUACAAAUGAGUGUGUGGAAUAGUUUACAGUGUUGAUGCUUCACGCUGUUCAGAUGAGCAGUAGAGACAUCACUGCAAAACAAGGUUUUAAGAAAACUUUAGUCUGCUGUCCCUAGAUUUUUUUGAUUUCUGUGGCAACUUUUAUGUUGCAAACCUCAUCAGUUAUGUAUAAUAAAAAAUUUUCUUCAAAGUUCAUUUAAACUUUGUAUUGAAAUGUAGUAUUAAAGCAUUGUAAACCAUUGUACUGAUAUGAUCUGACAAAUUCCAGCUAGACAAAAAUGUACAAGUUAAUGAUUUCUCAUUUGUAACUACCAUUUGUAUACUGACGAUGCAAAGUUUUCAAUUCGUUCAUUUUGCCAGUUUACCUCCUCCAAGCAUCAGUAAAAUGUUUCUGAAUGUGAAAAGUUAAGUUUAAUGCAGCAUCCUUCCAAUUAAUGUAAAAUGUGUAUUUAAUGUCUUCAUUAAUGCAGUCAGAACUUCACAUAAUUCAUACCUGAGCCACAUUGAGGUAUGAUUUAGAGCUAGAGAUGACUGUAAUAUUUGAAGGGCUUUGAUAGACUAUUGUGUACAUUAUGAUAAAUUGACUGAAGACUGUGGACGUUCAGAAAAAUACAUUAACACUUUGGUUUUCUAUUAGUUAUCAUUUAGGAGAGAUGGUUACUUAACAUCUAUUGAGAACCCUGAUCUUGGCAGCUCAAGACAUCCAAAUGUAAUAUUCUGAUAUUUUGAAUCAUAAUAUUUUACUUUAAAUCAUUUUAGUUACAGAAUCAUUUGGAAUAGCGAGGGAUUGUGUAAAAGACUUACUUUUAAGUACAUUUUGUGAUGCUUUGGUCUUAAGUUUCUAAGUAGCCUUUUGUAAAACACCAAAAAAAAUUAAAGGAAGCUAGAAA